UCCGGACACGACACGAGACGCGAUUUUUUUUCUAUAGCAUUUUUAAAUUCACAGCACUCACUCAAAUCAUUAAACCACAAUUCCCUUCUCUCUCUUCCCAUUUCUACCGCCGCCAUGAAGGGUCCAGGCCUCUUCUCCGAUAUCGGCAAGAAGGCCAAAGAUCUGCUUAACAAAGACUACACUAACGACCAGAAGCUGACCAUCUCCACCUGUAGUGACUCCGGAUUGGGACUUACUUCUGCUGCAGUCAAUAAAGGAGGGCAUUAUACCUUUGAUGUUAGCACACAAUACAAGCACAAGAACACUCUUAUUGAUGUCAAAGUUGAUACUAAUUCAAAUAUUUUGACAACAAUUACCAUCUCAGAUGCUCUUCCAUAUACUAAGGCCAUUGCAACUUUUAAGAUACCUGAUUAUCACUCCAGAAAGUUGGAGCUGCAAUAUUUCCACGAUCAUGCAAGUAUUGCUUCAGUAGUAUCUCUGAAGCAAUCUCCAGUGGUCGAACUUUCUGCAACACUUGGUACCAAAGCGGCUGCAUUUGGCAUAGAUGCUGGUUUUGACACUGCCUCAGGAAACUUUGGCAAGUAUACUCUUGGGGUUGGAUUCACGAAGCCGGAAUACAAUGUUUCCAUAGUUUUGGAGGACAAGUUAGAUACUCUGAGAGCAUCAUAUCUACAUCACUUGGAUGCGGCACAGAAGACCUCUGUGGGUGCUGAGAUUGUGAGGCAAUUCUCCACGAACAAGAACACCAUGACAGUUGGAGGGCAAUACGAAGUUGAUCCCCUAACAACUGUAAAGGCGCGGUUCAACAACUCAGGCAAGUUUGGAGCUCUUUUGCAGCAUGAACUGAGGCCAAAAUCGGUUCUCAACCUCUCUAGUGAGUUCGACACCAAGGCUUUGGAAAAGGCUCCUAAGUUUGGGUUGGCACUUGCUCUCAAGCCUUGAAUGCACCUGCUAGCAGAGUUUCAUGCAUUGGUGGAGUGGGGUGGGUAGAUAUCAAGAAGUUAAUAAAUCGUUCCGAAAAACAUUUUAGUGACUUUCGAAAUUUUUAUGUUCUGCCAUUCUAUGCAACUGAAAUUUUCCAUUUUCGCAUGCAAAUUCGAGCAGUUUUUCAAUA
Messenger RNA from Zingiber officinale, 1114 nucleotides. Its product is annotated as mitochondrial outer membrane protein porin 5-like. Gene Ontology annotation, biological process: monoatomic anion transmembrane transport. The record is from RefSeq and is a predicted model, not a curated record. Gene Ontology annotation, cellular component: mitochondrial outer membrane. The transcript is spliced from 6 exons. Lineage: Eukaryota; Viridiplantae; Streptophyta; Magnoliopsida; Zingiberales; Zingiberaceae. Gene Ontology annotation, molecular function: voltage-gated monoatomic anion channel activity. The coding region runs from base 115 to 942 and encodes 275 amino acids.